Mobula hypostoma (lesser devil ray) is the source of this 3749-nucleotide messenger RNA. It is a transcript of the gene ndst3, whose product is annotated as N-deacetylase/N-sulfotransferase (heparan glucosaminyl) 3. NCBI's taxonomy places the organism in Eukaryota, Metazoa, Chordata, Chondrichthyes, Myliobatiformes, Myliobatidae. Gene Ontology annotation, cellular component: Golgi apparatus. The coding region runs from base 649 to 3273 and encodes 874 amino acids. The transcript has 17 exons. The record is from RefSeq and is a predicted model, not a curated record. Gene Ontology annotation, molecular function: deacetylase activity; heparan sulfate N-sulfotransferase activity.
GAAGCAAAACACUGAAGUGAAAAUUCAGUCUAUCAGCACCAGGAGGUGGCAGCAAAGAGCGUAUUUCCCUGAGGCAUCUUCAGAGUCUGCUGAAAUUUGUUGAAAUUGUUCCAAAGAAUAAUGACUGAUUUAAACCUGCGGAAGCAAGAGCUAUUCACACCAUUGGCUCGGUGAGACGACUUACAACUCAAAGAUCUUUCCAGCGCAAAAUUUUUAAUCAUCGAAGAAGCUUGUGAUUUGAGAUAAUAUCCCCACAGACAGAGAGUCGAGGAGGAGGGAAUACCUUUUGUAUUGGUCAUCAGAAGCUUCCUUUAUGUGAUGGAGAAUUUUAAUGAUUAGAUCUCUUUGAUGGGGAUGUGUGGCAGUGGUAGUGGAUCUCUCCAGGUUUAUCGCCGCGUCAUUUGAAAAUGGCCCGAAGUUCAGCUUCAGGGGAAAUUGACCAAGUUUCCACUGAGUGAUCACCUGCAGAAACCCAGCAGAGAGUUGCUCCAAUUGCUUCAACCUGUCAGCUUUGCAGAAGAUAAAGAGUAAUUGUUUCUGCAAUGGUUACAUGAGCUGCGGUGACAUACUGGCAGACGUUGUUUGUAUUCAGUUCAUUGACAACUCAUCAAAGGGAAGAGAGGCAGGAACAGGUGCCCGGAUCAAAUCAUGAAUUUUUUCAUGAAGUUUCCUCGGCAUUUGCGGAGGAUGGUAUUCUUACUGGCAGCCUUCUGCAUGGUGAGUGUUAUUAUAUCAGCUUAUUACCUUUAUAGUGGUUACAAGCAGGAGCUGGAGCUUUCUAAACCAACCUCGGAACAAGAUUGCAGAGAUCCAAAACUUUUGCUGUACAGAUCAUUUGAAAUGAAGACUGCAAAACCGAUUGACACAUCCAGAACAGACCCCAUGGUUCUGGUAUUUGUUGAGACACAAUAUUCACAGCUUGGACAGGAGAUUGUGGCAAUUUUGGAGUCAAGCCAUUUUAAGCACCACACAGAAAUUGCCCCUGGCAAAGGGGACCUGCCAGCCCUAACAAAUAAGGACAGGGGAAGAUAUGCACUUGUUAUAUAUGAAAAUAUUUUAAAAUAUGUGAAUAUGGACUCAUGGAAUAGAGAGCUGCUUGAUAAAUACUGCAUGGAGUAUAAUGUUGGCAUUAUAGGUUUUCACAAAGCCAAUGAAAAUAGUUUUCUGAGCUCACAGUUGAAAGGUUUCCCACUGAACCUGCACACCAACCUUGCUUUGAAGGAUUGCUGUAUCAACCCACAAUCUCCUUUGCUGCGCAUUACCAAAGCUAAAGAAAUUGAGAGAGGCCCACUUCCAGGAGAGGACUGGACUGUGUUCCAAUUCAAUCACUCCACUUACCAGCCUGUGUUACUUGCCAAACCAAGAUUGACUGAAAACACUCCUCACCAGAUCACUGACGAUGUUCUUCAAGCCACGGUUGUUCAGGACCUGGGACUGCUAGAUGGUAUUCAACGAAUCUUGUUUGGAAACAACCUCAACUUUUGGCUGCACAAACUUAUUUUCGUGGAUGCAAUUGCUUUCCUUACAGGGAAGAAGUUGUCGCUCUCCCUGGAAAGGUACAUUCUUGUGGAUAUUGAUGACAUAUUUGUGGGAAAAGAAGGAACAAGAAUGAAUGUCAAUGAUGUGAAGGCAUUACUUGAAACGCAAAAUCUAUUACGAACCCAGGUUUCGAACUUUACCUUCAAUCUUGGAUAUUCCGGAAAAUUCUACCAUACAGGGAUGUUUGCAGAGGAUGAAGGUGAUGAUCUGCUGCUAAAGUACGUGAAUGAAUUUUGGUGGUUUCCCCACAUGUGGAGCCACAUGCAACCACAUCUCUUCCACAACGAGUCAGUGUUGGCUGAACAAAUGAUUCUCAACAAGGAGUUUGCAUUGAAACAUGGCAUUCCUAUUGACAUGGGCUAUGCUGUGGCACCGCACCACUCUGGCGUCUAUCCAGUCCAUGUUCAGCUCUAUGAAGCAUGGAAGAAAGUUUGGGGCAUCAAGGUGACCAGUACUGAGGAAUACCCGCACUUGAAACCUGCACGAUACAGGCACGGCUUCAUCCAUAGUGGCAUCAUGGUACUCCCACGUCAAACUUGUGGCCUUUUCACCCAUACCAUAUUCUACAAAGAAUACCCUGGAGGCCCAAAAGAACUGGACAAAAGCAUCAGGGGAGGAGAGCUUUUUCUUACUGUUCUUCUUAAUCCAAUCAGCAUAUUCAUGACGCACUUAUCCAACUAUGGGAAUGAUCGACUGGGACUCUACACCUUUGUGAACUUGGCCAAUUUUGUUCACUGCUGGACCAACCUGAAAUUACAGACUAUGCCUCCUGUUCAUCUGGCACACAAAUACUUUGAGCUCUUUCCUGAGCAAAAGGAACCACUGUGGCAGAAUCCAUGUGAUGAUAAACGACACAAGGACAUCUGGUCGAAAGAGAAAACCUGUGAUCGUUUACCAAAAUUUCUGGUGGUUGGACCCCAAAAAACAGGCACCACGGCUUUGUACCUCUUCCUAAUUAUGCAUCCAGCCAUCACCAGUAACUUCCCCAACCCAAAGACCUUUGAAGAAGUGCAGUUCUUCAGUGGGAAUGCUUAUCACAAAGGAAUUGACUGGUACAUGAAUUUUUUUCCUAUGCCUUCCAAUGUGACCACAGACUUCUUGUUUGAGAAGAGUGCAAACUACUUUCACUCUGAGGAUGCCCCAAAGCGAGCUGCUGCUCUCUUGCCAAAGGUGAAGAUAAUUACUAUUCUCAUCAAUCCUUCAGAUCGGGCUUACUCCUGGUACCAGCACCAGCGAGCCCACGAAGAUCCAGCAGCUCUACGCUACAGUUUUUAUGAGGUGAUCACGGCAGGCCGACGAGCCAUUCCUGAACUUCGGGCCCUUCAUAAUCGGUGCCUGGUACCUGGUUGGUAUGCAGUUCAUAUCGAGAGGUGGCUAACAUACUACCCUGCAAGUCAGUUACACAUUAUCGAUGGGCACAAGCUGAGAACUGACCCUGCUGCUGUAAUGGAUGAAGUGCAGAAAUUCCUCGGUGUUUCCCAGUUCUACAAUUAUUCUCAAGCUCUGACGUUUGACCCACAAAAAGGCUUCUGGUGCCAGUUGCUUGAAGGAGGGAAGACAAAGUGUCUGGGUAAAAGCAAAGGCAGGAAAUAUCCAGCAAUGGAUGUAGAGUCCCGAACAUUUCUCUCACGAUACUACAAAGACCACAACAUUGAACUGUCCAAGCUGUUCUACAAACUGGGUCUGCCAUUGCCCACUUGGCUGAGGGAAGAACUGCAAAAAGUGAUGAGAUAGUUGUUGUUGGAAAACUAGAAGCAAUUUUCCUAUUACCAGUCUCAACACACAGCAUCCAGUACCCCAGUAGUCCUUCCUCCCAAGCUUGGAGUGACUGCCAAAAAUAAGCAACUUUCUACUAUACCUCUGCAAACCGAAAAUAUUCUUUAAUCUUUCCAUAUGCUGGCAUGUGGUAUUGCAAAGCUGACAGCACAUGAGGAAAUGUGGGUUAACAGCCUAUGGCUGAGUUACAUGUUUUACUGAUAAAGUUUAGUUUGGGCCCCAAACCUGCUCUACCCAACCCUGUCUUAAGAUUGAGUGAGUUAUUGUAAAGACAGAAAAUUGUGACUCAUUUUGUAAAUGAAACCUGUGCAGUGCUGGUUAACUGUCUGGUAUCUGCAGUGAAAAAAAAUUGCACUAUGUUACUUUUACUACCAUGCAUUUAAAUUAAUCUAAAAUCCAUAACCUGGUCAUUAUAAACUUGUGCUUUUGAAACA